AUGGCAAUUUUCGAUUCCGAAAAACGCCCUCGCGGGCUACGCGUCCCGUCUCUAACGGCGAUGAAGAACGGCAGUGCCGCCGCCAGAUCACAAUUCUCCUUCAAGAAGUCAAAUGAGGUGAAAACUCCCGAGGAGCCAGUGGUGAUUCCUGUGGUCGUUCCUGCCCUGCCACCGCAACAAGCCCCGCCGACAAAGGAGUUACCGCCCCCGCCGACAAAGGAGUUACCGCCCCCGCCGAAAGACCAGGUCCCUCCUCCCCCGCGGAUGUUGACCAAAGUUCCCCCACGGCGCAAAGUUGCCAAUGCGCCGAAUGGAAUUCCUUCCCCAGUUGCGCAGACACCCGUGACAGCUCCUGCUCCUGCACCCGUACCAGUACCUGUUCAGGCGCAAGCACCACAAUCUCCGCCAUUGCAGCCAUCACCGCAAGCGGCUUCCCCCCAAACACAGGUCCACGCUCCGGCGCCACUGCCAGUUGCUACGCAAACGAUCAGACCGACAGAACAGUCAGUGGUUGUGGACAGGUCACAGAACCACUCAUACCCAACAGUACCCCCGGUUACCCUAUCUCCUCCACCGAGCGACGAGAACGAGGCAUUAACCCCCCUCGAAGACUUCAUCCCAACCCCCGAGGGCCCCGGAACUCCUCUAGACAAUCUGUCCACCGAAGAGCUUUCAAUGCCUCCCAUGCUGGAUAUCGAGCCCGUCGCGGCACCCUUGAACAAGGUUCACUUUGCAUGCUUCCAGGAGCACCGGAACAUGCCUGUGGCGCAGAACGUGUGGUGCCCACUUCCCUGCCAGACAUGCCACAAGUUCAACCGAGAGAUCCGUCAUCGUUGUGUGUUCUGCUGCUUGCGCGUGUGUGAAGGGUGUUACCAGGCAUUGCUGAAGUGCAAGAAUCGUUCGUUGGACGAGUUGAUGCAGAAGCUUUGA
Messenger RNA from Penicillium pulvis, 930 nucleotides. RefSeq lists its product as uncharacterized. The transcript has a single exon. Lineage: Eukaryota; Fungi; Ascomycota; Eurotiomycetes; Eurotiales; Aspergillaceae. The record is from RefSeq and is a predicted model, not a curated record. The coding region runs from base 1 to 930 and encodes 309 amino acids.